This is a messenger RNA of Pyrus x bretschneideri (Chinese white pear), 1554 nucleotides long. Its product is annotated as fasciclin-like arabinogalactan protein 14. Lineage: Eukaryota; Viridiplantae; Streptophyta; Magnoliopsida; Rosales; Rosaceae. Gene Ontology annotation, cellular component: plasma membrane. The record is from RefSeq and is a predicted model, not a curated record. The transcript has a single exon. The coding region runs from base 397 to 1272 and encodes 291 amino acids.
AAAGAAAAGAAGUCAAAACUACGACUAUAAAUCGAUGUAGACUCAUUGAGGGAAAUGCACUAUACCAUUAGAGCCACGGGCCCGGACAUUACGAGAGUAUGUUGAAGUGUAUUAAGAAUAAUGCAAUGUUAUGCCCUAAAUUUGGAUUGCUUCUCGUGAGUAAAUAAAAAAAAGUUGAGCAAAUUUUUUAGGUGCGACUUAGAACUAAUCCAAAACGUAAUUCGGGCAAAUGAGAAAUUCACUCCCAACCUUUUGAGUUCUAACAUCCUACUUUGUUGUUUGUCUAAUUAUAGCAAUCAAACUCAGUCCCCAUAUAAAUCCCACAAACUCCCUCCCCACAACAAACCAAGCUUUCAACUGAAGCAUCGAAGAGAGAAAGAAAAGCAAAGAAGAAAGAUGGAACAUGGCAUCCUCUUCUCCUCCUUCUUCCUUGCCCUCUUCCUCCUCUUCUCCACCUCGUCAGCCUUCAACAUCACCAAGAUCUUAGAGAAGCAGUCGGACUUCUCCAACUUCAACAGCCUCCUCUCCGAGACAAAGCUAGCUAACGAGAUCAACAAACGUAAAACCAUCACCGUCCUCGCCGUGGACAAUGGCGGCGUUGGAGGCCUCUCCGGAGGAUCCUCUGACCUAACCAAGAAAAUCCUGAGCGUUCACGUUGUCUUGGAUUACUACGACACGGACAAGCUUAAAAAGCUCUUCAAAUCAAACAAGUCUGUAACUCUCACCACAAUGUUCCAAUCAACCGGUCAGGCUCGCCACCAACAAGGUUUCAUCACCGUUUCGGUGAAAGACAACCAUAUCUCAUUUGCAUCCGCAUACAAGGGCAACAAUAAUGGCGGCAAUCACGUCAACCUUGUUAAGUCGGUUGUUUCCCAACCCUACAACAUUUCAGUUCUCCAAGUCGGGUCCAUCAUCGACGUGCCUGACAUCGAGAACACCGACUCUUCCCCCGCCCAAUCACCAAAGUCUGCCAAGGCUCCCAGCCCCUCGAAGUCCAAGAAAGGAGGUGAUGACGGGGCUCCCAGUCCGUCGGAAGACGAUGAGUCAUCAUCUGACAAGGCUCCAGCCCCAUCAAAGAAAAAGCAUGACAAAGACGACAAAGGCGAAAAAUCCUCGCCACCAAAGCCAUCUGAUGAUGACUCGUCGUCAGAUAGUGCUCCAGCGCCUGCACCCUCGUCACCUGCUCCAUCUGCUGCCUCACGCACUCGUGGGAUCGUGGCUGUUGGUGCCGCGGUUCUGUUCAUGGGUUUGGCUUCACUUUUGGCAGCUUAAAUUUAAAGGCUGUUGAGAGAUAAGCGCUUAUUUCUUUGACAAAAAUUCAUCUCGUUUUAAACAUCCAAAUCAAAUUCAAAUUUCAAAUAGACGGUCAAAAUCCAAAUGUUUACAAUUGUGACAUAACACCUAGUUAUGUUAAUGAAUUUAAUUACUCACCAUAAUUCUGGCAAAUAAAUGCCUUAUUAUUACAAAAGUAUUCACUUUAUACCUCUCUUAUGAUCAUCUGUUUCUGUUCUAUUUCUUUUAUUUGUUUGACAAUCAUUGUAAGUAAAUUAUUUU